Merops nubicus (carmine bee-eater) is the source of this 2802-nucleotide messenger RNA. RefSeq names its product glucosamine (UDP-N-acetyl)-2-epimerase/N-acetylmannosamine kinase (gene GNE). Bases 43 to 2211 code for a protein of 722 amino acids. The record is from RefSeq and is a predicted model, not a curated record. Gene Ontology annotation, biological process: UDP-N-acetylglucosamine metabolic process. Gene Ontology annotation, molecular function: hydrolase activity, hydrolyzing O-glycosyl compounds; N-acylmannosamine kinase activity; UDP-N-acetylglucosamine 2-epimerase activity. The transcript has 11 exons. NCBI's taxonomy places the organism in Eukaryota, Metazoa, Chordata, Aves, Coraciiformes, Meropidae.
GUGUAUUUCAAGAAUCUUUCAAGACAGAAGCAAAAGGAAGUAAUGGAGAAGAAUGGAAACAACCACAAACUUCGUGUUUGUGUUGCUACUUGCAACCGUGCUGAUUAUUCAAAAUUAGCUCCUAUUAUGUUUGGUAUUAAAGCAGAACCACAGUUCUUUGAGCUUGAUGUUGUAGUGCUCGGUUCCCACCUGAUCGAUGAUUAUGGCAACACCUACCGUAUGAUUGAGCAGGAUGACUUCGAUAUUCACACGAGGCUGCACACCAUCGUGAGAGGGGAGGACGAGGCCGCCAUGGUGGAGUCGGUGGGCCUUGCCUUGGUCAAGCUGCCCGACGUCCUGAACCGCCUGAAGCCCGACAUAAUGAUAGUCCACGGGGACAGAUUUGACGCGCUGGCCCUGGCCACCUCCGCCGCCCUGAUGAAUAUCCGCAUCCUUCACAUUGAAGGUGGGGAAGUCAGUGGGACCAUUGAUGACUCUAUCAGACACGCUAUAACCAAACUGGCCCAUUACCAUGUGUGCUGCACGAGGAGUGCAGAGCAGCAUUUGAUAGCCAUGUGUGAAGACCAUGACCGCAUCCUUUUAGCAGGCUGCCCCUCAUAUGACAAGCUUCUCUCUGCCAAAAAUAAGGACUACAUGAGUAUUAUACGCAUGUGGCUAGGUGAAGAUGUCAAAACCAGAGAUUACAUCGUUGCUCUGCAACAUCCUGUAACCACAGAUAUUAAACAUUCCAUAAAGAUGUUUGAACUGACACUAGAUGCACUCAUCUCCUUCAACAAGAGAACGCUUGUUCUAUUCCCUAACGUGGAUGCAGGGAGCAAAGAGAUGGUUCGGGUGAUGAGGAAGAAGGGCAUUGAACAUCAUCCCAAUUUUCGGGCAGUAAAGCAUGUCCCAUUUGACCAGUUCAUUCAGCUUGUGGCUCAUGCUGGCUGUAUGAUUGGCAACAGCAGUUGUGGUGUCAGAGAGGUGGGAGCGUUUGGUACACCUGUCAUCAACCUGGGGACACGUCAGACAGGAAGAGAAACAGGUGAGAAUGUUCUUCACGUUCGUGAUGCUGAUACACAGGAUAAGAUCCUGCAUGCUCUACAGCUGCAGUUUGGUAAACAGUAUCCAUGCUCAAAAAUAUAUGGAGAUGGUAAUGCUGUUCCAAGGAUUUUGAAGUUCCUUAAAUCUAUUGACCUCAAGGAGCCAUUGCAAAAGAAAUUCUGUUUUCCUCCUGUCAAAGAUAAUAUCUCUCAAGAUAUUGACCAUAUUCUAGAGACACAGAGUGCUCUGGCUGUGGAUCUAGGUGGAACAAAUCUCCGCGUAGCAAUUGUCAGUAUGAAGGGUGAAAUAGUUAAGAGAUAUACCCAGCUCAACCCUAAAACUUACGAAGACAGACUAGAAUUAAUCCUAAAGAUGUGCAUAGAGGCUGCAUCAGAGGCAGUAAAUGUGAACUGCAGAAUUUUGGGAGUAGGUAUUUCCACAGGUGGACGGGUAAACCCCCGAGAAGGAAUUGUGCUUCACUCUACAAAACUCAUUCAGGAGUGGAGCUCUGUGGAUCUCAGAACACCAAUAUCUGAUGCUCUGCACCUGCCAGUCUGGGUGGACAAUGAUGGGAACUGUGCUGCUCUAGCAGAGAGGAAAUUUGGUCAUGGAAAAGGAAUAGAAAAUUUUGUAACACUCAUUACGGGUACAGGAAUUGGAGGUGGAAUUGUUCAUCAACACGAAUUGAUCCAUGGCAGCUCUUUCUGUGCUGCUGAGCUUGGGCAUAUUGUUGUAUCUUUAGAUGGACCAGAAUGCCUGUGUGGUAGCCAAGGAUGUAUAGAAGCCUAUGCCUCUGGAACAGCUUUACAGAGAGAAGCUAAGAAACUGCACGAUGAGGAUCUGCUGUUAGUAGAGGGAAUGUCAAUGAAGGAGGAGGAGAUUGUUAGUGCUGCACAUCUCAUUCAAGCAGCUAAACUUGGGAACACAAAAGCAGAGAGCAUUCUCAGAACAGCUGGGACAGCAUUAGGUCUGGGAGUUGUGAACAUUCUGCACACGGUGAACCCCUCUCUUGUAAUCCUCUCUGGAGUCCUAGCCAGCCACUACGUUAAUGCUGUCAAAGAUGUGAUAAAUCGCCAGGCCCUGUCCUCUGUCAAAACUGUGGAUGUGGUGGUCUCAAACCUAGCAGAUCCUGCUCUUCUUGGUGCUGCCAGCUUGGUACUGGACUAUACCACACGUAGAAUAUACUAGUUACCUGGAAGAAUUUAUAGAAAUGGACUGCUCAAAUUCUUAAUGGGUGAUGGGGAUAAUUGCCAAAAAUUUUUCUUUUGUGAGAGCAGCUAUUGAGAGUAGUGUUCUGAGUAGUCAGUGAUUACUUGAGCAUUUCCUAACUGAGGUAUCGUCUUUUUGUAUUUUUCCUAAAUUUCAUCUGACUUUGUAGGAAUUAAUGUGCAAUUCUGUUGGUUUUAAUCAUCUCCGUUGGUAAGCCUGUAUGUUGCUUUAACUGUAGCUAAAUUAUUUAUGAGUGUGUCUUGAUGUAUGUGGGGAAUUGCGUAUGGUGUGUCAAAUUAUAGCUAACACUUGAGGGUCCAUAUCUCAUUUCCUACCUGUGUAAAAUGAGAAGUCUGCCCUGUGACCAGCUUUUUAGUUUCCGAGCUUCCACCUGCAAAGUAAAUGUGAUAUAAUCACCAGCAGCAGGGAGUAAUUUCAGUGGGUGGAAAUGAGGGAAGUCGCCUUUGCAGUCAGAAGGGCUGCAUCUAGCAGUCAUGGUACCUGAAGGACUCGGUGGACAGUUAUCGAUUACCUCCCCUUUAGAGGGCGGAGCCCCAAUUCAGAAGCUCU